ACUUUCAGGCAGCCUCAGGGGGCCCCCGCUGCCCCCGACCUCUCCUAGACACUUCCUGGGGUCGAUUGGAACCCUUUUUUGGGAGAAAAGCAGCUUUUCAGAGCUUAUUUUUCGAGCCAGCUUGGAAAGAAGCGGCCGUGCUGAGCGCCCAGGUCGUUGUUUUUCCAGCUUAGAAGCCAUGGCGCACCUCCAUUUUUGUACGCUCUUCUAAUGAGGUUUUUUUCUCUUCCGGACCCGUUUUAGCAUUAAUUGUUGCUUGAUUUUUAGGGCCUCGGACCACACUCGAGGAGCCUUUUAAUUUAUUUUGUUGUUUUUUUCUGGCUUUUUCUCGGAGAAAUUGGUUUUUAUUUUGGAUCGUUUGGGAGCUGUUUUUUUUUUCCCUGCUUAGCUGGGACUCUGGCUUUGGACCUACCUACUACAUGGAUCAGUAAAUACCUGGGCACGGGACUUCAAAGCAAACACAGAUUCCCCUCCCCCUUAAUAUUUAAGAAUUAAAUGAUGAUGAGAAAUAAGGACAAAAGCCAAGAGGAAGACAGUUCGCUCCACAGCAAUGCUUCGAGCCACUCGGCCUCAGAGGAGGCAUCGGGCUCAGAUUCGGGGAGCCCCUCGGAGAGCGAGGCGGGCAGCGAUGCAGCCAGUGGCCACUGCAGCGACUCCAACAGCAGCUCCGAGUCUUCCGAGAGUCCGUCGGAAUCUGAGAGUGAGUCUGCGGGCUCCAAGUCGCAGCCGGCUCUCCCCGAAGCCAAAGAGAAGCCCACCUCGAAGAAGGAGCGGAUCGCCGAUGUGAAGAAGAUGUGGGAAGAGUAUCCUGACGUGUACGGGGUCCGGCGGUCCAACCGAAGCCGACAAGAGCCGUCACGAUUUAACAUUAAGGAGGAGGCGAGUAGCGGGUCCGACAGUGGGAGUCCCAAAGGAAGAGGCCAGAGGCAGCUGAAAAAACAAGAGAAGUGGAAGCAGGAGCCGUCAGAAGACGAGCAGGACGCAGGUUCCAGCGCUGAGAGUGAGCCCGAGCAGAAGAAAGUGAAGGCCCGUAGGCCUGUCCCCCGAAGACCAGUGCCCAAGUCCCGUGUGAAAAAGCCAGCAAAGACCCAGCGUGGGAAGAAAAAAAAACCAGAGUCUUCCGACGAGGAUGAUGAAGAUGACGAGACUCCCAAGAGGCAGACUCGCCGGAGGGCCGCGAAAAAUGUCAGUUACAAGGAAGACGAUGACUUUGAGACCGACUCGGACGACCUCAUUGAAAUGACUGGGGAAGGUGUUGAUGAACACCAGGAUAAUAGUGAAACCAUCGAGAAGGUCCUGGAUGCCAGGAUCGGAAGGAAAGGAGCCACCGGCGCCUCGACCACUGUGUACGCGAUGGAAGCCCGAGGCGAGCCUAGCACUGACUGCGACACGGUCGUGGAGGAGGGCGAAAUGCAGUUCCUCGUCAAGUGGAAGGGUUGGUCUUAUAUCCAUAGCACGUGGGAGAGUGAAGAAACCUUACAGCAGCAGAAAGUGAAGGGCCUUAAAAAACUAGAGAACUUCAAGAAGAAAGAGGAUGAAAUCAAGCAAUGGUUAGGGAAAGUGUCUCCUGAAGAUGUGGAAUAUUUCAAUUGCCAACAAGAGCUGGCUUCCGAGUUGAACAAGCAGUAUCAGAUAGUAGAGAGAGUCAUAGCUAUGAAGACGGGUAAAUCCACUCUGGGACAGACGGAUUUUCCAGCUCACAGCCGGAAGCCAUCGCCGUCCAACGAGCCCGAGUACCUCUGCAAGUGGAUGGGACUCCCUUACUCCGAGUGCAGCUGGGAGGACCAGGCUCUGAUCGGGCGUAAAUUCCGGAGCUGCAUCGACGGGUUCCACAGCCGCAACAACUCCAAGACCAUCCCUACCCGUGAGUGUAAGGCCCUGAAGCAGAGACCCCGGUUUGUGGCCCUGAAGAAGCAGCCGGCGUAUCUGGGUGGUGAGAGCCUGGAGCUCCGGGACUACCAGCUCGAAGGCCUCAACUGGCUGGCGCAUUCCUGGUGCAAAAGCAACAGCGUGAUCCUGGCUGAUGAAAUGGGGCUGGGCAAGACCAUCCAGACCAUCUCCUUCCUGUCCUACCUGUUCCACCAGCACCAGCUCUAUGGCCCCUUCCUUGUAGUCGUGCCCCUGUCCACCCUCACCUCCUGGCAGAGGGAGUUUGAGAUCUGGGCCCCGGAGAUCAAUGUCGUGGUUUACAUAGGCGACCUGAUGAGCAGAAAUACGAUACGAGAAUAUGAGUGGAUUCACGCUCAGACCAAGAGACUUAAGUUCAACGUCCUCAUCACCACCUACGAGAUCCUCUUGAAAGAUAAGACUGUGCUGGGCAGUAUUAACUGGGCCUUCCUGGGAGUGGACGAAGCACACCGGCUGAAGAAUGAUGAUUCUCUGUUGUAUAAGACGCUGAUCGACUUUAAGUCCAACCACAGGCUUCUGAUCACGGGGACCCCCCUUCAGAACUCCCUCAAGGAACUCUGGUCACUGCUGCACUUUAUUAUGCCCGAAAAGUUCGAGUUUUGGGAGGACUUCGAAGAAGACCAUGGGAAAGGGCGAGAGAAUGGUUAUCAGAGUCUCCACAAGGUGCUUGAACCCUUCCUCCUGCGGCGAGUGAAGAAGGACGUGGAGAAAUCCCUGCCCGCCAAGGUGGAGCAGAUCCUGCGGGUGGAGAUGUCAGCUCUGCAGAAGCAAUAUUACAAGUGGAUCCUGACCAGAAACUACAAGGCCCUUGCCAAGGGGACGCGCGGCAGCACCUCUGGGUUCCUGAACAUUGUGAUGGAGCUGAAGAAAUGCUGUAAUCACUGCUACCUGAUCCGAGCCCCUGAAGACAGUGACCGUGAGAGUGGGCCCGAGGCGCUCUCGUCCCUCAUCAGGAGCAGCGGGAAGCUGAUUCUCUUGGACAAGCUGCUGACCAGGCUCCGAGAAAGGGGCAACCGCGUCCUCAUCUUCUCCCAGAUGGUGCGGAUGCUAGACAUCCUGGCCGAGUACCUGACCAUCAAGCACUACCCCUUCCAGCGCCUGGACGGUUCUAUCAAGGGUGAGAUCCGGAAACAGGCUUUGGAUCACUUCAAUGCUGACGGCUCAGAGGAUUUCUGCUUCCUGCUCUCCACAAGGGCUGGCGGUCUGGGCAUCAACCUGGCUUCGGCAGACACGGUGAUCAUCUUCGACUCAGACUGGAACCCCCAAAAUGACCUGCAGGCACAAGCCCGUGCCCACAGAAUCGGCCAGAAGAAGCAGGUGAAUAUCUACCGCCUGGUCACCAAGGGCACUGUGGAGGAGGAGAUCAUCGAGCGGGCCAAGAAGAAGAUGGUGCUGGACCACCUGGUCAUCCAGCGCAUGGACACCACAGGCCGGACAGUUCUGGAAAACAACUCGGGGAGAUCCAACUCAAACCCGUUCAAUAAAGAAGAGCUGACGGCGAUUCUGAAAUUCGGAGCGGAGGAUCUCUUCAAAGAACUGGAGGGCGAGGAGUCGGAGCCGCAGGAAAUGGACAUUGAUGAGAUUCUGCGCUUGGCCGAGACCAGAGAGAACGAGGUUUCAACCAGUGCUACAGAUGAGCUUUUGUCGCAGUUCAAGGUGGCCAACUUCGCCACGAUGGAGGACGAGGAGGAGCUGGAGGAGCGCCCUCACAAGGACUGGGACGAGAUCAUCCCCGAGGAGCAGCGGAAGAAGGUGGAGGAGGAGGAGCGGCAGAAGGAGCUGGAGGAGAUCUACAUGCUGCCGCGCAUCCGCAGCUCCACCAAAAAGGCUCAGACCAACGACAGCGACUCAGACACAGAGUCUAAGAGGCAGGCACAGAGGUCAUCAGCCUCAGAGAGCGAGACCGACGACUCGGAUGACGACAAGAAGCCCAAGCGCAGGGGCCGCCCUCGCAGCGUGCGCAAGGACCUGGUGGAGGGAUUCACGGAUGCCGAGAUCCGAAGGUUCAUCAAGGCGUAUAAGAAGUUCGGUCUCCCCCUGGAACGGCUGGAGUGCAUCGCCCGCGACGCUGAGCUGGUGGACAAGUCCGUGGCCGACCUUAAGCGGCUUGGGGAGCUGGUGCACAAUAGUUGCGUGGCAGCCAUGCAGGAGUACGAAGAGCAGCUGAAGGAGAACACGAGCGAGGGGAAAGGGCCAGGCAAGAAGAGAGGCCCCACGAUCAAGAUCUCAGGGGUGCAGGUUAAUGUGAAGUCCAUCCUACAGCACGAGGAGGAGUUCGAGAUGCUGCACAAGUCAAUCCCCACAGACCCUGAAGAGAAGAAGAGGUACUGCCUGAGCUGCCGGGUCAAGGCUGCGCAUUUCGAUGUGGACUGGGGCGUGGAAGACGACUCGCGCCUGCUGUUGGGGAUCUAUGAGCAUGGCUACGGCAACUGGGAACUCAUCAAGAGUGACCCCGAGCUCAGGCUCACUGACAAGAUCCUGCCCGAAGAGUCAGACAAGAAGCCGCAGGGCAAGCAGCUGCAGACGCGUGCCGACUACCUGCUAAAGUUGCUGCGCAAGGGUCUGGAGAAGCAAGGGGCGCCCGGUGGGGAUGAGGUGCAGCUCAAGAAGAGGAAGCCUCGGGUGAAGAAAGAAAACAAGGCACCCCGGCCGAAGGAGGAGGGGGGCGAACAGCCCUCCCCCAGACACUCGGACAACCCUUCGGAAGAGGGCGAGGUCAAGGAUGACGGCCUAGAGAAGAGCCCCAUCAAGAAGAAGCAAAAGAAGAAAGAGAACAAGGAAAACAAGGAGAAGCAGCUGAGUUCGAGAAAGAACAAGGAAGGGGAAAAGGAGAGGAAGAAGGCGAGAGAGAAGAAAGAGAAGCCCAAAGGUGGAGAUGCCAAACCCGCCAGCAGGUCUAGCCGCGCCCAGGGGCCUGUCCACAUCACCGCGGGCAGCGAGCCUGUCCCCAUUGGGGAAGAUGAGGAUGACGACCUGGACCAGGAAACCUUCAGCAUUUGCAAGGAGCGGAUGCGGCCGGUGAAGAAGGCCCUGAAGCAGCUGGACAAGCCCGACCGUGGCCUGAGCGUGCAAGAGCAGCUGGAGCACACCCGCAGCUGCUUGCUCAAGAUCGGGGACCGCAUCGCUGAGUGCCUCAAGGCCUACUCGGACCCGGAGCAUGUGAAGCUGUGGCGGAGGAACCUGUGGAUUUUUGUCUCCAAGUUCACGGAGUUUGAUGCUCGGAAACUGCACAAGUUGUACAAGAUGGCGCAUAAGAAAAGAUCCCAGGAGGAGGAGGAGCAGAAGAAGAAAGACGACCUGCUUGGAGGCAAGAAACCAUUUCGGCCUGAAGCGUCUGGCUCCAGCCGGGACUCGCUGAUGUCUCAGCCCCACACCCCACACAACUUGCACCCCCAGAAGCCCCACCUGCCCCCUGCCCAUGGCCCGCAGCCGCACGGACACCCUCGUGAUAACUACAACCACCCCAACAAACGGCACUUCAGCAACUCAGAUCGGGGUGACUGGCAACGUGAGCGGAAGUUUGGCUAUGGUGGUGGUGGUGGCGGUGGCGGCGGCGGGAACCCCCCAUGGGGCAGUGAGCGGUACCACCAGUAUGAGCAGCACUGGUACAAGGAGCGACACUAUGGAGAUCACCGGCACCCCGACUCCCACCGCUCUGGCUACCGGCCCAGCAGCCUGUCCCGCAAGAGGCCCUACGAGCAGUACAGUAGUGACCGCGACCACCGGGGACACCGGGACUACUAUGACAGGCACCAUCAUGACUCCAAGCGGAGAAGAUCAGACGAGUUCCGGCCCCAGAAUUACCACCAGCAGGAUUUCCGGCGCUUGUCUGACCACCGGGCUCCUAUGGGCUACCACGGCCAGGGCCCCUCGGACCAUUACCGUUCCUUCCACACAGACAAACUGGGGGGCUACAAGCAGCCCUUGCCCCCGCUCCACCCCGCCGUGUCUGACCCCCGCUCCCCGCCCUCGCAGAAGUCACCCCACGAAUCUAAGUCCCCCCUGGACCACAGGCCUCCCCUGGAGCGGUCCCUGGAGCAGAAGAACAACCCGGAUUAUAACUGGAACGCCCGGAAAACUUAAAGGGGGGCGACAAGGGCGGGGCCAGUGAGACUCAGCCGCCUGCGCUGGGGAGUUUUGGUCCGAUCCAAGGGGCCCGUGGUCACUGGA
This is a messenger RNA of Suncus etruscus (white-toothed pygmy shrew), 6078 nucleotides long. It is a transcript of the gene CHD2, whose product is annotated as chromodomain helicase DNA binding protein 2. NCBI's taxonomy places the organism in Eukaryota, Metazoa, Chordata, Mammalia, Eulipotyphla, Soricidae. Gene Ontology annotation, molecular function: ATP hydrolysis activity; histone binding; DNA binding. Bases 496 to 5991 code for a protein of 1831 amino acids. The record is from RefSeq and is a predicted model, not a curated record. The transcript is spliced from 39 exons. Gene Ontology annotation, cellular component: nucleus; chromatin. Gene Ontology annotation, biological process: regulation of transcription by RNA polymerase II; nucleosome organization.